Microdochium trichocladiopsis is the source of this 1362-nucleotide messenger RNA. RefSeq lists its product as uncharacterized. The coding region runs from base 457 to 1362 and encodes 301 amino acids. The transcript is spliced from 2 exons. Gene Ontology annotation, biological process: urate catabolic process; purine nucleobase catabolic process. Gene Ontology annotation, molecular function: urate oxidase activity. NCBI's taxonomy places the organism in Eukaryota, Fungi, Ascomycota, Sordariomycetes, Xylariales, Microdochiaceae. Gene Ontology annotation, cellular component: peroxisome. The record is from RefSeq and is a predicted model, not a curated record.
CCCGCUAUCUCCCCCCACACGCGCCUCUCGGAGACGCCCCAUGUGCCGUCGCUGGGCCAGGCCGCAUCGCAACAAUUGAACAACCCCUGGAUCUCCCACUGGGGCAACAUCACGGAGCCUUGUUGGCGGCGGCGGCGGCGACCAGAGCCAGGCGGACGGCUGGAUCCGGAGCUCAGGCCCUCGCCGGCACAGGGACUGCCACGGACGGGACGUCACCUAGGACAGCCAUAUAAAGCCAUCGGUCCCUUAUCUCGAGCUUCCUCCAGGCUAGCCCUCAUUCAACUCAAUCAAUUGAUAUCAGCCCGCCGCUUGCCUCUUGUUGUAGACUUGCAUUAUCUCGUCACCCUUUGCCUCCGCCUCAACCUUCUCGCUGCUGCUUCCAUCUGGAAACACUGUCCUCAUCAUCAUCAAUCGCCUCAACCCCCAGUAACAGGAAAUUCGUCAAUUUCUCACAAGAUGCCCUUUGUAUCUGCAGCCCGUUACGGCAAGGACAAUGUCCGCGUCUACAAGGUUGAGCGCGACGCCGCGGCCGGCACGCAGACCGUGACAGAGCUGACCGUGUGCUGUCUACUCGAGGGCGCCAUCGAGACCUCGUACACAAAGGCGGACAACAGCGUCGUCGUGGCGACCGACUCAAUCAAGAACACCAUCUACAUCAAGGCCAAGGAGCACCCGGUCAACCCCAUCGAGGUCUGGUCAGCCACGCUGGGCCAACACUUCAUCGACCGCUACCCGCACAUCACCGUUGCCAACAUUGACGUCAUCCAGCACCGUUGGACUCGCAUGAUUGUCGACGGCAAGCCGCACCCGCACAGCUUCUUCCGUGACGGCGAGGAGACGCGCAACGUCGCGGUUCGCGUGAUCCGCGGCAAGGGCACCCUGAUUGAAAGCUCCAUCAAGAAGCUCACCGUCCUCAAGAGCACGGGCUCGGCCUUCCACGGCUUUGUCCGCGACGAGUACACCACCCUCCCCGAGACCUGGGACCGCAUCCUGUCCACCGACGUCGACGCCGCCUGGACCUGGAAGCUCUUCCCCUCGCUGCAGGCCGUCAACGACAAGACCGCCGUGUUCGACAAGGCCUGGGCGGCCGCCCGUGAGAUCACCCUCUCCACGUUUGCCAAGGAGGAGAGCCCCUCCGUGCAGGCCACCAUGUACAAGAUGUGCGAGCAGAUUCUGGAUGCCGCGCCGGACGUCGCAAAGGUGUUUUACGCACUGCCCAACAAGCACUACUUUGAGCUCGACCUCUCGUGGCACAAGGGCAUCAAGAACACGGGCAAGGACGCCGAGGUCUAUGUACCACAGUCCGGGCCCAAUGGCCUCAUCAAGGUCGAGGUCUCCCGCGACCAGCGGGCAGUAUUGUAG